CGGUCUCCGUUAAAAGCGAUGAUAACAACUUAAACAACUAACAUUAAUUUUAACAGGACAACAAGUAGACAGCACUACAAGUCUACAACAGCUGCAGUUGUAAGCAGUAAGCAUUAAGCACAAGUUUAUCUGACUCUGACACCAAGUCACCAACACCUGCCUGUAUAAUAAUAGGCUUUACUAUUUAUUGCUAUACGUUUUAACUUAAUCCACUAUAAUAGUAAUAUAGUCUUUAAAGCUUACAACAGAUUUAUUUUUGAAUAAUUGAAUUAACUACUUAUUGAUUCUUAUUGGAUCGCAUUGUCUAUAUGAAUUCUUCAUCAGUAACUAAUUACAGUAACAUGUCAAGUGGCACCAAUGGAACAUAUGACAAGAAUGGACUGUCAUCRUCCUCGACUGGGGAUGGUGAUUAUGCAAGUGAUCCAGCUUCAGGAGGACUGUCAUCAUUUUUUGUGUCUGAUUAUAAAAAGCAUGACGAUUUGAAACAAAUGUUAGAUUCUGCAAAGGAUGGACCAAAGUUGGAAGCUAUGAAAAGAAUUAUUGGUAUGAUUGCCAAAGGAAGAGAUGCGUCUGAACUGUUUCCAGCUGUUGUUAAAAAUGUAGUCUCUAAAAAUAUUGAAGUAAAAAAACUAGUGUAUGUUUACUUGGUUCGUUAUGCUGAACAACAACAAGAUUUAGCACUUUUAUCCAUAUCUACAUUCCAGAGAGCAUUAAAGGAUCCAAAUCAACUAAUACGAGCAUCUGCUCUGAGAGUAUUGUCGAGUAUAAGAGUUGUGAUGAUUGUUCCUAUUGUCAUGUUAGCCAUUAAAGAUUCUGCUGCUGACAUGUCACCAUAUGUCCGUAAGACUGCCGCUCAUGCUAUUCCCAAAUUAUAUWGUUUGGACCCUGAUCAGAAAGAAGAGCUUAUUACAGUAAUUGAAAAAUUAUUAGCAGAUAAAUCAACACUUGUAGUUGGAUCAACAGUUAUGGCAUUUGAAGAGGUUUGUCCAGAGAGAAUUGAUCUUAUUCACAAAAUAUAUAGAAAACUUUGCAAUCUGUUGGUCGAUAUUGAUGAAUGGGGACAAGUGAUUAUUGUAAACAUGUUAACUAGAUAUGGACGUACUCAAUUUGUUAAUCCAAAUAAAAAUGAUACUAAUGAUUGUACAAAAAUCCAAAAUUCCACCUUGGAUAGCUCUGACUUAUCUAGUUGUGAGGAGGCUGGUGUUGAUGAUAAAUCAACUGUGUUGGAUCAAGACCAUCGUCUUUUGCUUAGAAAUGCUAAGCCCCUAUUACAAAGCAGAAACUUGACGUGUAACCAUAAUAUGGAAAUUUUUAUUUUCAGAUGUGCUUCGAACAUCAAAGAAGUCACAGAGACGUGUCUUAGUGGAUUGGUCUCUAUGUUAUCGAGCCGCGAUGAAGCGGUAGUAGCUGAAAGCGUUGUCGUUAUUAAAAAACUGUUGCAAAACCAACCCGAAGCCCAUUGCGAUAUAAUACGACACAUGGCUCGAUUGAUGGACUCCAUAGCCGUGCCCCAAGCGAGGGCCUCAAUUUUGUGGUUACUCGGAGAGUACUCACAAUUGGUGUCCACGAUAGCACCCGAUGUGCUCCGGAAAGUUGCAAAAACAUACGUUACUGAGGAAGAUAUAGUGAAAUUACAAAUAAUGAACUUAGCGGUCAAAUUGUUCUUAACGAAUCCUGCGCAGACAACUUUAUUAUGCCAGUAUGUGUUAAAACAGGCCAAAUACGAUCAAAACUACGAUAUUCGAGAUCGUUCAAGAUUUUUGAACAACAUACUGUUUCCUCCCGAACAAUUCAAGGACAGCGUAUUGAGCAAACACGCAAAUAAUAUAUUUUUGGCYGAAAAACCCGCUCCAUUACUUCAGUCCAAUUUCGUUGAUCGAGAAGAAUAUCAAAUGGGGUCKCUAUCACAUUACAUCAAUAGCCGAGCAAUCGGAUACCAAGAUUUACCUCAGUUCCCCGAUUUACCGACGGACUCGAGCGUUCGUUGCGUGGCCAUACCAGAAGAACAAGAAAAGCCGGUUAAACAGAAGGCCGAACGGACAACCAUCAAUAAGAAUAAAACGUUUUAUUCCGAUUCCGAAAACAAUUCCGACGAUAGUUCAGAAGAAUCGGACGAUUCUGACGACGAUUCCACAGACUCGUCGUCGGAUUCUACCUAUGAAAAAAUUGAAUCAGAGGUGAACAAAAAUCCUGGACGUUUCRUGGAUUCCGACGUAAAUAGUUCAGACAGUGAAUCUGUCGAKAGCGAUAGCAGUGACGAACAAACUGUUGCCGUUCAAAAAAAUGUCUCCAAACCGUCAGCUAAGAGCAAUGUAGACCUGUUGUUGGAACUAGAUGAUUUCGCCCCAGUUGGACAAACUACGUUGGUACCGUCGUUUGGAAAUAUUCUCUCUCCGUCUAGCAGCAAUCAACCGUCGUCAUUUCCCGUUUCAAAAUCAACUUUAGAAAAUUUCAGAAAGAUAGUAGCUCCAAGUUUCGUGCCAUCGGUGAAAACUGAAAUAUUGAACAAAAUUAACGGACACAACGAACUCAGUAUAUUGGCGCGAUUCACGAGAAGUCCUCACGCGAUGUCGAAAAUGGUUAGCGUGGAAUUGACUUUAACUAAUCACGAUAAUAAAGAAGCGCUCACCAACAUUCACUGGACUCAAAAGAAUUCUGACUUGAGUAUUCAUAAUUCGGCACCGAUCAUGCAAUUGUUACCGGGUUCGGUCACCCUGGGUGCACUCGGAGUGGACUACAAGGAUUCUAUUCAACCUCUCGUUUUGGAAGUAUCCUGGUUUACUGCUGGUAUGGAACGUAAAAGCGAAGUUGUAUUGCGCGUGCCUGCAGGUGAACUCGUUCAGCCGCUGUCCAUGAGCGAGGACGACUUUAAUGGCGAACAAGUAAAACUUAAAGGGAUGAACGAGCACAUGGCACAAGUCACUUUGAAAAAUGUCAAUCUAGAUAUCCAGAAAGCUGUAUUUGAAAUAUUCAACGUUGCGCGUGUUAUUACUGAAGAACAAAAUAUAUUCAGGUUCAGUGGUCAGACAUUGUCAUCUAAUUGUCUUGUGUUACUUACUAUUACCAAACAUGAGUCUUUGGCAACGGUAUGUGUUAAUUGUGAGAAAAUGGUCAUUGGUUCGGUACUUUUAAACGAAAUAAAAGGGUUGUUGUCUCAUUGAAUAUCAAACUAAUAAAUGUCCAUUGUUUAUUAAUGAUAUAUAUAAAUAACUAUUCCAAUACAUUAUGUUAUUUUGUAAUUUAAAAUAAUUUUA
Molecule: messenger RNA, 3254 nt
Organism: Diuraphis noxia (Russian wheat aphid)
Lineage: Eukaryota; Metazoa; Arthropoda; Insecta; Hemiptera; Aphididae
Gene: rb
Product: adaptor related protein complex 3 subunit ruby
Biological process (GO): intracellular protein transport; vesicle-mediated transport
Cellular component (GO): AP-3 adaptor complex; clathrin adaptor complex; membrane coat
Source: RefSeq, a predicted model, not a curated record